Molecule: messenger RNA, 519 nt
Organism: Drosophila nasuta
Lineage: Eukaryota; Metazoa; Arthropoda; Insecta; Diptera; Drosophilidae
Gene: Acbp1
Product: Acyl-CoA binding protein 1
Exons: 3
Coding region: 94-366 (90 amino acids)
Biological process (GO): fatty acid metabolic process
Molecular function (GO): fatty-acyl-CoA binding
Source: RefSeq, a predicted model, not a curated record
CUUGAAUUAAAUCAUAAGUAUAUUCUCGCGUGGAACAGUAGUUCAAUUUAGUCAGUCACCGGGAGACGAUAAAAACCAUUGCCAAGUUACAACAUGUCGGAAUUACAGGAAUUCGAUCAGGCCGCCGAGGAUGUGAAGAACUUGAACAGCACACCGUCUGACAACGAUUUGCUGGAGCUCUACAGCCUCUUCAAGCAGACCAAAGUGGGAGAUUGCAAUACAGACAAGCCCGGUUUCCUCGACUUCAAGGGCAAGGCAAAGUGGGAGGCGUGGAACAAAAUAAAGGGCAUGAGCAGCGCCGACGCCCAAACAGCUUAUAUAGCCAAAGUGAAAUCUCUGAUUGCUGCUGUGGGUCUAAAGUCCUAAAUAAUACAGCCAGAUGAGAUGCUUUGUCUUUAAAGAUCUAUUUCUGCAUUUUCUUUGUGACAUUCAAUUCACUUCACUACGUAAUACGCACAAAUAAUUUCGCUUCAUUAAAAAAAACAUUUGCACAAAAUACACAAAACUCUAAAAAUGAAA